Aspergillus homomorphus CBS 101889 is the source of this 1198-nucleotide messenger RNA. Its product is annotated as NAD(P)-binding protein. The record is from RefSeq and is a predicted model, not a curated record. Bases 83 to 1096 code for a protein of 337 amino acids. The transcript has 4 exons. Lineage: Eukaryota; Fungi; Ascomycota; Eurotiomycetes; Eurotiales; Aspergillaceae.
CCCCUGUCAUGGCUUUUCUUUUCAACUGGAUCCCUGUUAAAGCCCUUCUCAUUUGGCAGUCCCUGCAAACCAAAUAAAAACCAUGUCAGCCUCCAACAGCCCUCGCAUUAUAGUUGUCGUAAGCGCCACAGGCAAUCAAGGAAGCGGUGUCAUCCGCGCCCUGCUAGACUCCAAGACACCAGACGAUGGUCGCUGGCACGUUCGGGGAAUCACACGCGAUCCCAACUCCACAAAAGCGAAGCAAUUCCUAGCCGAACAUCAGACCCCCGACCAACGCCUUUUUCUCGUUGCGGGCCACGUGUUUGACCAGGCGUCCCUCGAAGCCGCCUUCACGGGCGCCCAUGGCGUGUUCGCCAUGACAUCUGAGACUCACGCAGGCAAAGUUCUGGAAAAGCCAGAAGAGAUGAAGCAUGAGAUUGAGUCCGGUCGGAACAUGGUCUUGGCCGCGGAAGCGUGUCGUGUCCAGCACUUCGUCUUCAGUAGUUUGCCGGACAUGGUAAGCGUAACUGGAGGACGAUAUCCCAAUCUCUACCAUAUGAACAACAAGUAUGAAGUUGAGAAGAUUGUGAGAGAGCGCCUCGACGCGGUGACGUGUCUUAUUCCUGGGUUCUUUUAUACGAAUCUGCGCUGGCCGCAGUAUACUGACCGCCGAUCGGACGGGGUCGUUCGAAUCCGUAUUCCUAUCCCAAGGGACCAGGUUGCACAGUGGACUGAUCCGAGCCAUGACAUGGGCGUUUUCGCAGCGAAGGUGUUCGAGCUGGGCGUCGGGAAGACCCGUGGAAAGACAUACUGUGUGCUCAGCCCUCGAGUUACACCGGAUGAGAUGGUCGCGGCGUUUACGAAAGUCACCGGGCAGCCUGCCGUUCACGAUCCGAUCACGCCAGAGCGAUUCGGGGAAAUGGCGGCGCCCUUUGUUGGGCCAGCUUUCAAAGAAGAUGCCAAGGAGAUGAUGGAAUGGGCUUCUGUGGCGCCAGCGGACAAGAUCUGUUACGGGGCUUUCACGGAGGAUCAGGACCGCUCAUUCGAGGAGCUGGGUCUGAAAGCCUCCUCUUUCGAGGAAUGGCUCGCCCGCAGUGGCUGGACGGGUCCAGCAUGAUCAAUAGAUGUGAAUCGUUCGGAUAACCUAUAUGGCUCAGGUUGAUGAUGAAUGUAUUAGAAUUUGACAUUGUAAUUAAUUCGCUUUGCAUCUCGCGGGCUG